Molecule: messenger RNA, 4825 nt
Organism: Paramecium pentaurelia
Lineage: Eukaryota; Ciliophora; Oligohymenophorea; Peniculida; Parameciidae
Source: the annotation of a GenBank genome assembly
AUGAAAUUAUCAUAUGCACUUUAUAAUCACUUAUCAACUUUAAAGGUGUUUGAAACAAUUAAGCAAGCCAAUAAAAAUCCCAUUAUUUUAACAGAAGCUUAAUAAAAUUUAAUUGAAAAUGGAAUUGCAGUAGGCAAGUUAGUUAAAUCAAUUUAUAAUUUAAAAUAAGAGAUUUCAUAAAGGUAUUUAUCAUUAAUUUAAUAAGAACUCUGACUCCUAUUGCUCAAUUAGAUUAACUUAAAUAAUUAACUACAGCAUCUACAAAGUUGUAUAAUUGGAAUAUCAUCAUAAGUGCAAUAAAUUAAUUGUAAAUACCAAAUGAUAUAAACAAUGAUAUUAAAAAAUUAAUAUUAAUGGGAGAUGUGUAGAUAAUUGAAGACACACUUAAUUAAUUGUUUGACUUUUAUUUAAAGAUGCAAUAAGCCAGAUUGAGUAAGCCUAAAGCAUCUCCAAACGUCAGAAAUAGAAUUUUAUCUGAAUAAUAACCAUAAUCUUAAGGAUAUAAUCAUUUAAAUCUUAGCUAAACAUAAGAGUAAGUUUAAAUAUCUGAUUCAAAUACUUUAGAAUACUUUACAUAAUUAUUAUCAAAAUGGUUGAAUCUGUAAUACAAAUAGGUUAUAUCAUUAUAUGCUGAAAAUUUUAAAUUUUGGGCCUAAAUAGUUACAAAAGGUGUUCAAAGGGUAUAUGAACCAAUAAUCUCAAUUUAUAAGGAUGUCUUUUUAUCAGUUGAACAUCUAUAAAAUCUAAUAGCAAUAGAAAAAGAUAAAGCCUUAGGUUUUUCAUUAAAUCUAUUAAAACCAGGAUUGGUAUCUAAAUCACCUGAAGUGUGUAUUGAAACUAUUAAAACUCUUGGAAAUUUUGUUAUAUAAGCUUAUAAUAAUAAAAUAUCAUAUAAAGAGGAUAUAUAUUAAUGGUAUGUUGAAUCUUGUUUUUAAACAACACUUUUAUCAAUUAAAAGACAUCCAUAAUUAGUAGAUUCUUUAGUAGAUUUAAUGAUAUUAUUUUGUAAAUUCCAUUUAGUUGAUCUUUUCACUUCAAUUCUUAAAUAGCACAGUGCAAAUAAUAUUGAAAUGUUAAUUAAUGUUGAAAAACUUUUUAAUUCACUCACACCUGAGUAUAUUUUAGAAAUUUAAUCUAUGGGUAUAAUGCAACAAUGGUUAGAAUAAGGUUUGGAAAUUCUUGAAAGUACAAAUACUUUAAAAUCAGAUGAGAAAAUUUCUAUUUUAAGACUUAUUCAUAACAUUUGGCUAAAAAAUUAAUAUUAAUAGCAUUAAGAACGAGUACAUAAUGUUUUUAAAACAGCCACAUAAGAUCCUAGAGAAUGUGUGGCUUUAUUUUCUAUAUAGUUUUUGUUUUCUGCUUUAGAAUAUUUUGGAAAAAAUAAAAUUCCAGAAGCUCCAAUUUUGUAUAAAAUGUAAAAGUUUAUUUUAUAUAUAGAAUUGCCAUUUAACUAGUAGAAUUAACAAACGAAAAUUUAGUACAUUUUAUACUAUAAAAUCUUUUAAUAGUUUUCUAAACUAUCCCUUCAAUCCCAUUAUCAAUAGUUCUUGAUCCAUUUAUAAUAAAUUUACAAGAGAAAACAUAUCCAAGUUUGGUUGUUUUUAAUUUCAUUGCCAAUGUAGCUAAUAAUCAAAAUUUAACUACUAAAUCAUAAAUAUAAUUGAUGGAUUUAUUAUCAAAAAUAGCUAUUUAUGAUACUUUGCAUUAUAGAAUAGCAUCUUAGAUAUUUCUUUAAAUGGUUACAAAUUCUUAAAAUUCACCUAGUACUUAAGAAUUUGUUUAAAAAUUUGUUAAAAUAAGUCUUGCUGUGUACUUUUCAGUUCAUAAAAAAUCUGAAAAAAAAAAACCUAAUCAAUAAAUUGUAGAUAAAUAAAGAAAAGCAUAAAUAAUUGAAGUUUUAAAAAGUAUAAUACAAAUUCAUAAUGAAAAUAUUAAUUAAGUGAUAAAAAUGAUGGCAGGUCAUACUAAUUUAUAAUUUAAAUUAUUAUCCAAAUAAAAUAAAGGAUUAUAAAUACUUCUUUAGUUACUUGGUGAUAUAAAUGAAAUUAUGCAAUAAGUGGAAUUGGAAUAUUAGGAAGCUUAAACUAAUAAAUAAGCAUAUUCAGAUUCAUCAGUUAAAGAAGUCCAAUAAGUUUAAGGGAAUUUAAAGAAAUUCUCCAAAAUCAAACUUACAAAGGAAGAACAAUAUCAUUUAGCAAGAUUAAGAAUGCCUAAAGAAACUGAUCCUAAAGUUAUAAAUGAUAUAUCAACUAUUAAAAAGUAAUUUUAAGAAAAAUAAUUGGAGAAAGAAUUAUCAAAAUUUACUUAAGAAGAAUAAUUAAAAUAGAAAAAAGAGAAAUUAAGAAAAUAAUUAGAGAAAAGACAAAUUGAAUAAGGAAUAGCAUCAUUAAAUCAAAAAGAUGUUGCUGUGAAAUUGAUAUUUCCUGAUGGUAGCAGAUAAACUGAGUUAGCAAAAGAAAAGAAGCAUGGAUUAGUUACAUUUGAUUUAUUAGAUUUAAAUUUAGAGGAGGAAAUAGAAAAAUUAAUGGUAGAAUAGAUAUUAAGAAAAUAUAGUAAAGUCUUUAGAUAUAUUUUUACAAAAUAUGCUAAUACUUGUUUAUAAGGAAUGAAAUAACCUAAUUCUUUUGAUUAAUAUCUUUAAAGGACUGAAAGUAUAAAUAUUGCAGAAAUAAGUAAAUUUGUUCAUGAUUAUGAAAUUGCUAUAUCAAUUGAAAAUGUUUAGGCUUUAGCAAGGUAGGUAGGAACUCAAAUUCUGCAUAACAAAACAGAAUUUAAAGAAUUUGAUUAAAUAGGGUUUAAUUAAUUUGUAAUUUAAUUAUCCAUUAUUCUGUCUAAAAAUAAAUUGUCAGAUACAUAAGCUUUUUAAUGUUUAAUUAAAUUUAUUAACCAUUUAAGAAAUGUAACAGCUUCUAAAGGAUAAAGUACAGCUUUGUUUGAUGAUCCAGAAUCUUAAUACUUUAUGGAGAAUGAUGUAUAUAUCUUUAUGUAUUUAGAUAAUUAAAGAAUACAAUUAAUAAUUGCUCUUAGAUCCAAAUUAUGAAUUACCUUAGGGUUAUAAAAAAGUUACAACUUUUGAAAUUCAAUUUUCUUAUGAAAUCCCUUUUUUAGAUGAUAAUGUUCAAAUACCAUAUUAAAUUCUUAAUGAUUUAUUGAUUGAGGCAUUGGGGUAAAUUAAAUUUUGAGUUAAAUAGAGUUAAUAUUAUUGAACCAAUUUCAAAGAGAGUAAUGGUCUUUAAAGCAAAACCUGAUGCUUUUGGUUAUAUUUAAUCUAAAUUACAACAAGAACCUGCAGAUGAAUAAUUCAAAAUUAAACAUAAAAAAUCAAAGGAAGCAAAUACAAGUUUACAAAAGAAAAAAGUACUUGAAAUUGAACCUAAAAGAGAAUGGUCAUUGAAUAUGAAAUUAGCUAUAGCUAAAUGCAAUCUGAAAGAUAAAUUUAUUGCUGAACAUGUUGCUAAUUUACUUGAUGAUAUGUUAUUUGCAAUUGAACACAAUAGAUAAUAGGCUACAAGAUAAAAUUAAAUUAUUAAUAGAGUUUAAGAAGAUAAAAAAUAAUAAUUAUUAGAAUUGGAAUAAUUAGAAUAAAAGAGAGAAUAGUUAAGAAAAUUAAGAGAAAAAGAUAUUAAAGAUAAAUUGAAAGAGGAAAAAGAAAGAUAGAAAUAACUAUAGUAAUCAGUAGAAAAAGAAAGAUAUGAAAAAAACAAAACUGAAAAUCAUUUGAAAAAAGAAUAAUUAGAUAAACGUAUGAGUUACUAAACAGAAUAAAAAUAAAAAGUAAUAAAUUAAUAUAUUAUAAAUAGAUUAAAGAAAAAAAUGAUAAAGAAAAAGAAGAAUAAUUGAAGAGAAUGUUAGAAGAAAAAGAUAAAUAGGAAAAAGAAAUUCAAAUGAAAAAGCACAAUUUUUAAGAAUUUAAUUAAAAAUAAAUAAAAAAAUUAAAAGAAAUAAUAUCAUAAGGAUAAAAUAAAUAAUAGUAAUCAGAAAAAGAAAAAUAAGAUCAAUUAAAAAAAUAAUAAUAAUAAUUAUAAUAAGCAAGAUCAAAAAUAUUAACACAAAAUUAAUCAAGAAUCUAAGAAUAAAAGACUCUAGAAAAAGAGAUAGAGAAUAAAUUUAAAUCAACAUCAUACUAGAAAAUAAUAGAGAAAUAUUAGUUUGGAUUAAAUUGUUUAUUCUAAUUUUUAAUCAAAGAAACAUUUCUACCAAUUGGUCAACCAUCUUCAAGAGAAUAAAUUAGUUUCAAAACGUUUGCUUGGUUUACAGAUAGGUUUAAUUUAUGUCCAGAAAUUGUAUCUAAAGAUGAUGUUCUUUAACUUUUUAGAUAUUUAACUAAAUCCAAAGAAGUUAUUGAUGGGAUACCACCAGGAAUGAAUUAUGAUGAUUUUUUAUAGGCUUUACAUAGAAUUUCUAUUAAAGGAAGUACUAUAUUUAAUAAAGUUGCUUUGAAUGUAAAAUCAUAAAAAGGAAAACUUGAUAUCAAAUAAAUUAAAUAGAUAGUUGAAGCUGAACAAAUUAUUGAUUAAGAACCAUAAAGCCAUUCACCAAGGGCAGAAUCCAUAGUGGCUGAUACUCCUUUAAGAAAUAAAUCUAAAUCUAAUUAUCUUGAGUCAUCUAAAGUUUUGAAAGAAUAUUAACUAUUUUUCCAAUAAUCAAAUGAAUCAACUUUUGAAUCAUUAAUUUUAUAUUUAGAUGUGAGCAAUGAUAAAAAUUAAUUAGAUUAACGAUUUAGAAAAACAUUAGAGGAAAAAAAAGUACCAACUAAAUUGAGAAAAAAAGGUACUAAUUAUAUUUAAUUUUAGUUUUGAAUGAAAAGCUUGGAAUUUAGAAUUGA